AUGGGGUCAGCUGUCGAAAGGACGGAUGAACAUGUCCGAGAAUACUUGAUAUAUCGCGGUUUCACCAGCACACUGAAGCACCUAGACUCUGAUAUAAAAGCAGACAAGGAGAAAGGAUUCAGAGUAUGUAUGAAACAGUGUAUUUGAAGUCAUUUAACCAUCCAGGUAUUGCAAAGCACAACAGCAGUAGCUUGGUCCCAGCGUUGGCAAGACAGCACAAACAGAUGUGGGACCAGGCUAUAGCAGUAGCUUAUAGCCUUGUCACUCUGACCGAUGUAGACAGGUGAGAAGUUAGAUCUUUGUAUGUACACUGUAUAUACAAAAGUAUGUGGACACCCCUUCAAAUUAGUGGAUUUGGCUAUUUUCAGCCACACCCGUUGCUGACAGGUGUACAAAACCGAGCACACCGCCAUGCAAUCUCCAUAGACAAACACUGGCAGUAGAAUGGCCUUACUGAAGAGCUCAGUGACUUUGAACGUUGCACCUUCAUAAUGUCUGCCCUGGUAGAGCUGCCCCCGAUCAACUGUAAGUGCAGUGAUUGCGAAGUGGAAACGUUUAGGAGCAACAACGGCUCAGCCGCGAAGUGGUAGGCCAAACAAGCUCACAGGACUGGACCGCUGAAGCGCCUAGCGUGUACAAAUCGUCUGUCCACGGUUGCAACACUCACUACCGAGUUCCAAACUGUUCGUUGGGAGCUUCAUGAAAUGGGUUUCCAUGGCCAAGCAGCUGCACACAAGCCUAAGAUCACCAUGAGCAAUGCCAAGCGUCGGCUGGAGUGGUGUAAAGCUCGCCACCAUUGGACUCUGGAGCAGUGGAAACGUGUUCUCUGGAGUGAUGAAGCAUGCUUCACCAUCUGGCACCAUCGCCCAACAUCAGUGCCCGACCUCACUAAUGCUAUUGUGGCUGAAUGGAAGCAAGUCCCCGCAGUAAUGUUCCAACAUCUAGUGGAAAGCCUUCCCAGAAGAGUGGAGGCUGUUAUAGCAGCAAAGGAGGGACCAACUCCAUAUUAAUGGCCAUGAUUUUGGAAUGAGAUGUUUGAAGAGCAGGUGUCCACAUACUUUUGGUCAUGUAGUGUAUAUGUAUAUACCAGUGGAGGCUGCUGAGGGGAGGACUGGCUCAUAAUAAUGUCUGGAAUGGAGUCAAUGGAAUGGUAUCAACCUCAUGGAAACCACGUGUUUGAUGUGUUUGACGCCAUACCAAUGACUCCAUUCCAGCCAUUAUUAUGAGCCGUCCUCCCUUCAGAUGUCUCCACUGGUAUGUACAGUUUAAGUCGGAAGUUGACAUACACUUAGGUUGGAGUCAUUAAAACUUGUUUUUCAACCACUCCACUAAUUUCUUGUUAACAAACUAUAGUUUUGGCAAUUCGGUUAGGACAUCUACUUUGUGCAUGACACAAGUAAUCUUUCCAACAAUUGUUUACAGACAGAUUAUUUCACUUAUAAUUCACUGUAUCACAAUUCCGGUGAAUUUUGGCCCAUUCCUCCUGACAGAGCUGGUUUAACUGAUUGAAGUUUGUAGGCCUCCUUGCUCGCACACGCUUUUUCAGUUCUGCCCACAGAUUUUCUACACGAUUGAGGUCAGGGCUUUGUGAUGGCCACUCCAAUACCUUCACUUUGUUGUCCUUAAGACCAUUUUGGGACAACUUUGGAAGUAUGCUUGGGGUCGUUGUCCAUUUGGAAGACCAAUUUGCGACCAAGCUUUUAACUUCCUGACUGAUGUCUUGAGAUGUUGCUUCAAUAUAUCCACAUCAUUUUCCUUCCUCAUGAUGCCAUCUAUUUUGUGAAGUGCACCAGUCCCUUCCUGCAGCAAAGCACCCCCACAGCAUGAUGCUGUCCACCCCCGUGCUUCACGGUUGAGAUGGUGUUCUUCGGCAUGCAAGCCUACCCCUUUUUCCUCCAAACAUAACGAUGGUCAUUAUGACCAAACAGUACUAUUUUGUUUCAUCAGACCAGAGGACAUUUCUCCAAAAAGUAAGAUCUUUGUCCCCAUGUGCAGUUGCAAACCGUAGUCUGGCUUUUUUUUAUGGUGGUUUUGGAGCAGUGGCUUCUUCCUUGCUCAGCGGCCUUUCAGGUUAUGUUGAUAUAGGACUCGUUUUACUGUGGAUAUAGAUACUUUUGUACCUGUAUCCUCCAGCAUCUUCACAAUGUCCUUUGCUGUUGUUCUGGGAUUGAUUUGCACUUUUAGCACCAAAGUACGUUCAUCUCUAGGACACAGAACGCGUCUCCUUCCUGAGCGGUAUGACGGCUGUGUGGUCCCAUGGUGUUUAUACUUGCGUACUAUUGUUUGUUAGACGAAUGUGAAUGUGGUACCUUCAGGCAUUUGGAAAUUGCUCAGAAGGAUGAACCAGACUUGUGGAGGUCUACCAUUUGUUUUCUGAGGUCUUGGCUGAUUUCCUAGAGGCACUGAGUUUGAAGGUAGGCCUUGAAAUACAUCCACAGGUACACCUCCAAUUGACUCAAAUGAUGUCAAUUAGCCUAUCAGAAGCUUCUAAAGCCAUGACAUCAUUUUCUGGAAUUUUCCAAGCUGUUUAAACCCACUGGAAUUGUGAUACAGUGAAUUAUAAGUGAAAUAAUCUGUCUGUAAACAAUUGUUGGAAAAAAAAAAAUUACUUGGGUCAUGCACAAAGUAGAUGUCCUAGCCGAAUUGCCAAAACUAUAGUUUGUUAACAAGAAAUGUGUGGAGUGGUUGAAAAACGAGUUUUAAUGACUCCAACCUAAGUGUAUGUAAACUUCCGACUUCAACUGUAUUUAUGAGGUACUUGUCAAAACCUUUUGCUCUGUAUUUUUAUCCCAGGGUAAACUUUUACAUUAUAUGAAACCUGUUCCGUUUCACUUCAUGAUAUUAAGGUUUAUUGUACCUCUGGACUAUAAAUUAUCAGGUGGAUAAGAUCAUUGAUCAGCUUCAGCUGUUCAUCAAUAGCUUUGACCUGAAUGGCCUGAAGGACUACUGGGGCUAUCUGGACCGGAGACUGUUCUGUAGGCUAGAAGACGUCUACAGACCCACAGUCUCCAAGCUACGGACCAGUCUCUUCAGAUACUACGUUGUUUACACUGUACAGGUGAAUCUUCUUCUUCUUCUUCUUCUUCUUCUUCUUCUUCUUCUUCCAUUAUGUGUGGAUAGCCCAAUGUUGUUGACUGAUUAUUGAUAUACAGCAUGGCCUUUCCCUCUCUCCUCAUCCCUCCUCCCUCUCUUCAUCCAUCCCUCCCUCCCUCCUCUCUCCCCUGUCCUUCCUUCUCUCCCUCCCUCCAUCCAUCCCUCCCCACCCCCCCCCCCUUUUCUCGCUGUCCCCUUCCCAGUUUAAACCCCCUUUGAGAAGCCCAGGAGUUUUUCCAGGGCCCGGUCGGGAUCCAGGGCCAUUUGGGAGUGGCGGGGUUUGGGUUUCCUGCCAUUUACCCCCGGCCCCCGAGCAAAAAACCCCUUUUUCUCGCCGUACUUCCCCCGUCAGUGUUGAACCUUCCUGGUCUCACUCCCCAAAACUUCCUCUCUGUGCUUUUUCCCAGUGCAUGCAUACCCUUUUUUGUUCUGGGCAAACUACAGUACUGACACACAAUGACUUGGACACACUAUAAACUACAGACACAAUGCAGGGGACACACUAUGACUACAGACAACUUGCCUCCAAAAACCUAUGACUACAGACACACAAAGGGCCUCCAGACACUAGGGAUACGACACUUUUAAAUACGCCCACACAAAGGGCCCUACAGCCCAAUUUAUGACACAGACACCAGGGACAAAAGGGACACACUAUGAUACAGACACAUAUCCCUCCCGCCCACUAUGACUCGACACUAGGGACUACAACAAAAUUGGCUACAGACAAAACUAUGAUACAGACCAUUUGGACACAGCCUAGGGAUACAGCCCCAAAUAUGGCACGACACCUAGGGACACGACACACUAGACUACAGACACACUAUGAUACAGACCUAUGACUACGGGAAAAUAUAAACGGGACACAAUAGGGGCCAGCCCACCCUAUACUACAGACACCCCUAGAUAAAAGCCACAUAAAUACGGGACACCUAGGCUACAGCCCACACAUGCCCCAAAGCCCACACUAGGGAAUCAGACACACAUGACCACAACCUAUGAUACAGACACAUAUGACUAAAAGACACAGACUACAGAAAAACCCUAGAUUACAGACACCCAAAUGGCACAGACACACUAGGGAAAACUUAACAAGACACCUAUGAUCCCCGACAUUUAUGACUACGAAAACAUGAACAGCCACACUAGGGCCCUACAGACACACUAUGACUACGACACCCUAGACUACGGGGCCCACUAUGACUCAGACCCCACUAUGACCACAGACCCCCUAUGACUACAGACACAUUAUGACUACAGACCCCCACUAUGACUACGGGGAAAACACGACUCCGGGAACCCCCACUAGGGCUACGGGACACACUAUGACAAAACAGACAAAAUAAAAUCCCGCCACCUAUGAUACAGACACCCUAUGACUACAGACACUAGGGGCUACGACACACUAGGGCUACAAACAUUUGGACUCAGACCACUAUGACUACAGACACCUAUGACUCCCAGACACACUGGGACUACAGACACCUAUGACUACGACACACUUUUAAACCCCCAAAAACCUUUACUUACGCCCACACUAUAAACCCCCGGCCAACUAUGCUACAGACCCACUUUUUACUACAGCACUAACUACGGGACACACUUGCUACAGACCACUAGGGACAAGCCAAAAUAUAAAUCAGACCCACUAUGCCAAACCAGACACACAGGGACUACAGACCCAUGACCACAACACUAUGACUACAGACACACUAUGACUGCAGACACACUAUGACUACAGACACACUAUGACUACAGACACACUAUGACUACAGACACUAUGACUACAGACACACUAUGACUACAGACACACUAUGACUACAGACACACUAUGACUACAGACACACUAUGACUACAGACACACUAUGACCACAGACACACUAUGACUACAGACACACUAUGACUACAGACACACUAUGACUACAGACACACUAUGACACAUACUCUCAGAGGCAAACCAUCAGGUUAAUAUCUGGUUAAUAAUUGACUCACAUUCACUCACUUUGUUUUUGCUUGACUUGGCAGAUGUCAUGCUGCAUCUGCAUCACCCCAGGUUGUGUUAACAGAAUGCCAGAUCUAGUAAAUAGGAAAAUGGAAUCGUUUCAAAACAAGAAAGUAAAGUAAAUGGCAGCUAAACCAUUUCCAUUUAAAUGGAAACACAAAUGUACAUAAAGGGUUUGAGUAGUUUUUUUCCUUGGAAAUAACCCCCCCAAACCUGUGCUUUUAGCUUUUACGCUGAAAAUCCAGGGACCCCUGGUUCAGGAGGAAAACGAACAGCUCAGACAUGUGGUUUUUGUCUUCUCCUUAAAAAAAAAAAAAAAGGGGGGUACCGGGGGAGAAAAAUUUUUGAUAAAUUAAACCAAAAGAAGUUUGGAAAAACCCAGAAAACUCCAACAUUUGAUGACCUUUUUAAUGCCCCGGGGAGGUAUACUCACACCAACGUUUUUUUUUGGGUGUGAUGUUACUUUCCCUACGGGGUUUUUUAAGAAUCACCUUUUUUAAGUCCCCUCCUUUCCAAAAACCCGUGGCGCCUUUGCAUUACUGCUCCCCUCAAAAAGGGCCCAAGGAUGGCUGCUAAAGCUCUCUCCUCGGGGGGGGGGGGGGGGGGGGGGGUUCCCGGGGGUUUUCCGGGGGGGCCCGGGGGGGCCCCCCCCCCCUUUCCCGGGGUUCCCCCCCUUUUUUUGGGCCCCGGGGGUUUUCCCCCCUUUCCCCUCUUCUUGUCCUCUCUCGUUUCCCUCUGUUCUCCGGGUUUCUUCUGUUUUGUUUUUUUGUUUCCCCUUUUCCCCGUUUUUCUCUUCGUCCCCUUUUCUUGUCCUCUUUUCGCUCCUCUCUUCUGCUCCCCCUCUGCCCCCCUCUCCCAAACUUCCCCCCUCUCUCUCUCUCUCUCUCCUCUCUUCCAAAACUCUGCCCCCCUUUUCUCUCUCUCUCUCUCUCUCCCAAAAAAACCCCCCCCCCCCCCCCGCCCCAAAAAACCCCCCCCCCGGGGGAGGGAAAAAAGAAGAGAAGAGAGUGAUAAAAAAAAAAGGGAAAAAAGGGGGGAGGGGGGGGGGAAAGGGGGGGAAAAAAAAGAGGACAAAAUUUGGGGGAUUGAGGGGGAGGGGGGGGGGGGAGGGGGGGGGGGGGGGGGGGGGGGGGGGUUUAGGGGGGGGGAUAAAGGGGUGUGAUUAUAGUUAUUUGUUUAGUAUUUUCUCCUCUUCGUACGAUACUGUAGAUGUACUAUUUAACUAACUUAUUGUUAAAACUGUUUUAAUGUGUUAACGUGUUUUACAUAUGGAUAAGGACGAUAAAUAAACAAUUCACCCUGAAUUGUUGUUUUUCAACAUGAUUAGUUUCAGUAGUUCUGUCUGUUUGCUCUAUGCAGGGAUGCAAAGCUCCGAUCCCUGAGGGUCUCAGCGGCUGCUGAAAUGUCUGGAGCCCUGGGCCUGUAUUCACAAAGUGUCUCCAAGUAGAAGUGCUGAUGUGCGAUCGGUUCCCCCCCCCCAAUCUUGUAACUACAGAUUUUUUAUUUAUUUUUUAAAGGCAAAACUGAUCCUAGAUCAGCAGAGAUGCUUUGUGGACACGGGCCUUGGUGUGAAUGGUAUGGGGUUGACUACAGUCAGGGCCUUGGUGUGAAUGGUAUGGGGUUGACUACAGUCAGGGCCUUGGUGUGAAUGGUAUGGGGUUGACUACAGUCAGGGCCUGGUGGGGAUGGUAUGGGGUUGACUACAGUCAGGGCCUUGGUGUGAAUGGUAUGGGGUUGACUACAGUCAGGGCCUUGGUGUGAAUGGUAUGGGGUUGACUACAGUCAGGGCCUUGGUGUGAAUGGUAUGGGGUUGACUACAGUCAGGGCCUUGGUGUGAAUGGUAUGGGGUUGACUACAGUCAGGGCCUUGGUGUGAAUGGUAUGGGGUUGACUACAGUCAGGGCCUUGGUGUGAAUGGUAUGGGGUUGACUACAGUCAGGGCCUUGGUGUGAAUGGUAUGGGGUUGACUACAGUCAGGGUUUGGCGUUUGAGAAUACAAUACAAUACACGAUGUAGCAGAGGAAUCACAACACAAAAGUGGUCUGAGGACAUUUCCAGCUAGUCUGACGGCUUGGUCUGUAGUUUGAUCUGUAACGUUCUAUUUAACAAAGCAAAUGGCCUGCAAAAGGCAGGAAACACUCAGCAAAGCUUCCACACCACUUAGCGAGAACCCCAGUUUAAGAGACUCAUUUUGAAACUAAAUCAAAAGGUCUUCAGAUAAGGAAUCUAGUAUCUGUCUAGGUUUUUUCUCAUGACGCAUUUCAUUUUCUUCCACUACAUUCUUGGCUUGUCUCCCAAAUAGACCUCGUUUUACUCACUGGGCACACAACAUCACGUGGUAUCUGAGGGUUAAUUGAGUUUUACAGUUGUGAGUGAGUGGACCUGCGCACAGCAUCAGCGAAGAAUGGUGUUGGGAGGGAAAUUUACUUUUAUAAAGCAGCCCGAGGUUUCCGAUAUCUCAAAAUGUUGAAUCAAUCUUAUUGGUGACAACUUUUCGACCACUCAGGUCUUCAUCACCUUUAAUACCUCCACACAGAGAUCUGUUUGAUUCACACUUGAUUCAUGUUUGAUUCACAUAUGAUUCAUCUGUCCUAUCUCCACACAGGGACCUGGUGACGAGCCAGCAUAACCCCGCCCUCACCACCACCCCUUCGAGGAACUUCUUCGCUACAUUCCUGCCCCAGACCAGACGGGUACCUGGCAAGACGCCUCGAGGACUUCCUGGAUCCUCACCAACACAGGCCUCUCUGGGAUGCAAGGACCCCGCAGCCAAUCAAGUGAGACCAUAUGUUCCUCCGGAAAUUAGGACAUUUCUGUUGAGACUGAGACGCUGGAUUUAUAGACCCUUAGGGAUGUGUUUUAAGGGGGCUAGAUAAAGUUUCAGUGGAAAAUCCCUUCCACUCACUGUGUGUGCAGUACUGUGUUAGAUACCUCCCGAGUGGCGCAGUGGUCUAAGGCACUGCAUCGCAGUGCUAGCUGUGCCACUAGAGAUCCUGGUUCGAAUCCAGGCUCUGCUGUAGCCGGCUGCAACCGGGAGACCAAUGGGGCGGCGCACAAUUGGCCCAGCGUCGUCCAGGGUAGGGGAGGGAAUGGCCGGCAGGGAGGUAGCUCAGUUGGUAGAGCAUGGCGUUUGCAACGCCAGGGUUGUGGGUUCGUUUCCCACGGGGGGCCAGUAUGAAAAAGAAAAAGAAUAAUGUAUGCACUAACUGUAAGUCGCUCUGGAUAAGAGCGUCUGCUAAAUAAUGUAAAUGUAAAUGUAGAUAACUGUUACUCGAGUGGCUUUAAACUUAUACCAGUAUUUAGCAGUUUUCACCAUUUAUUUCAUGAUUAGCAGUAAGCAUUUUUCUAGAAAACCUAUUGACAACAUAAGUAUUUACAGUGGGUAUCAUACUGUAAGUAUUCACCCCCCUUGGAUUUUUUUCACAUUGUGUUGCGUUACAAAUUGGGAUUGAAAUAUAUUUAAUUGUGAUUUUUUUUUGUUGGGUCAUUGAUCUACACAAAAUACAAAUUAAUAAGAAAAUGUAUAACUAAAAUAUAGUCGUUGCGUAAGUAUUCAACCCCCUUUGUUUAGGCAAGACUACAUUAGUUCAGGAGUAACAUUUGGCUUAACAAAUCACAUAAUAAGUUACAUGGACUCUGUAUGAAAUAAUAGGGGUUUGCAUGGUUGUUGAAUCACUAACCCUUCCUCUAUCCCCCAUACAUACAUCUCUAAGGCCCCUUAGUCAAGUAUUGAAUUUCAAGCACAGAUUCAACUACUAAGACCAGCGAGCUUUUCGAAAGCCUCAUAAAGAAGGGCAGUGAUUGGUAGAUGGGUAACAAUAACAAAUCAGACAUUGAAUAUCUUUUUAAGCAUGUUCAAGUUAAUAAUGAUGCUGUGGAUUAUAUAUUAAAGAACCCAGACACAACCCCCACCUGUGGACGUCGGGCCCUCAUACCACCCUCAUGGAGUCUGUUUCUGACCGUUUGAGCAGACACAUGCACAUUUGUGGCCUGCUGGAGGUCAUUUUGCAGGGCUCUGGCAGUGCUCCUCCUGCUCCUCCUUGCACAAAGGCGGAGGUAGCGGUCCUGCUGCUGGGUUGUUGCCCUCCUACGGCCUCCUCCACGUCUCCUGAUGUACUGGCCUGUCUCCUGGUAGCGCCUCCAUGCUCUGGACACUACGCCUGACAGACACAGCAAACCUUCUUGCCAUAGCUCGCAUUGAUGUGCCAUCCUGGAUGAGCUGCACUACCUGAGCCACUUGUGUGGGUUGUAGACUCUGUCUCAUGCUACCACUAGAGUGAAAGCACCGCCAGCAUUCAAAAGUGACCAAAACAUCAGCCAGGAAGCAUAGGAACUGAGAAGUGGUCUGUGGUCACCACCUGCAGAACCACUUCUUUAUUGGGGGUGUCUUGCUAAUUGCCUAUAAUUUCCACCUGUUGUCUAUUCCAUUUGCACAACAGCAUGUGAAAUGUAUUGUCAAUCAGUGUUGCUUCCUAAGUGGGCCAACUUUUUUUUUUUUUUUUUCAUACUUCCCACGGGAAACGAACCCACAACCCUGGCAUUGCAAACGCCAUGCUCUACCAACUGAGCUACAUCCCUGCCGGCCAUUACCUCCCCUACCCUGGACGAAUUGUGCGCCGCCCCAUGGGUCUCCCGGUCGCGACCGGCUACGACAGAGCCUGGAUUCGAACCAGGAUCUCUAGACCACUGUGCCACUCGGGAGUACUGCUUCAGUCUGCUUUCCACCAGACACUGGGAGAGGAAUUCACCCUUCAGCAGGGCAAUAACCUAAAACACAAGGCCAAAUCUACACUGGAGUUACUUACCUAGAAGACAGUGAAUGUUCCUGAGUGGCCGAGUUACAGUUUUGACUUAAAUUGUCUUGAAAAUCUAUGGCAAGACUUGAAAAUUGCUGUCUUGCCAUGAUCCCCAUCACCUUGACAGAGCUUGAAGAGUAAUGGGAAAAUAUUGGGACAAUCAAGGUGUGAAAAGCUCUUAGAGACUUGCCCAAGAAGACUCACAGCUGUAAUCACUGCCAAAGGCGCUUCUAUGUAUUGACUCAGGGGGGUGAAUACAUAUAUCAUACUUAUCUAAUCAAGGUACAGUAUACAGUAUUAGUGUUUCUUUUUCAUUAAUCAUUACAGAGUAUUUUGUGUAGAUCGUUGACCACAAAAAAAGCCAUUUUAAUCCCACUUUGUAACACAAUAACAUGUUUUGGAAAACAAACCGCUUUCAUGUAUCUUAUUCUGUGAAGGCCAAGGACCCAUUACCGGUCUCCAAGGAGCCCAGGCCGGUGAAUAGCGCUGGGGGAACCAGCGAGCAGCAGGCCGGGCCCAACUCCCACCCCAGACAGAGACGACACCAGGACCACGAGAAGGAGAGGAAGGAGUUGUUCUCCAAGCCACAAAUUCAGGUUUCAACUCCUGUAUUACUAAGGAAAGGAUGUUGCCUAGUGGGCAUGUUUUGGAUUUAAUUAGCAAAUUCCACUUUCUGUAACAAAGUUCCUGGCUUUACAUUUACAUGCAUUCCCUCCUUGAAUACCCCGUAGAAGUAUAAUGAAGUUCUAUUUACAUAUUACAUUCUAAAGAGAUCAAUUGGUAAAGAGAUCAAUCGACCAAAACAAUGGAAAUGCCAUGGCAACGCCAUUCAAGCAUCAAGUUUUAAUGUCACAUUCACAGUACAGUGAAAUGCCUUUCUUGCAAGCUCUAAACCCAACAGCAGUAAUCAAUAACAAUGUAUUACUAAAAAUAACAAGGUAGAACAAAAACACAAGACAAAUAAAAAUAAGAAAUAAGAACAGGAGAAAGUAGGUAAGCAUACUAUACUGAACAAAAAUAUGAACGCAACAGUUUCAAAGAUUUUACUGAGUUACAGUUCAUGUAAGGAAAUCAAUCAAUUGAAAUCAAUUCAUUAGGCUCUAGUCGAUGGGAUUUCAAAUGACUGGGAAUCAGAGCAUGUGAGCGGAGUUGAUCGGUUCGACAUCCCGCUCAUCGCUCUUGGAGAGGCUGUCCUUUCCUGCCGCUCUGCUAAAAGCUCACAAAAAAAAUAUAUUUAAAAAAUCAUUAAAAUCACAAUUUAACCAACACCCAUCUAUUUUUGUGUAUACGUUACCUGGACCUACCAAUUGGUUUUAAGUAUUGAAACCAAACCAUAUGGAUUUGAAUGAAAAGUAUUUGAAUAAACAUGAAAAGGUGAAUGUAAGAAGCGAACAUCUGGAACUUGGACGUAGACGCAGGGAGUCAGGAAGCAGGUGCAGAUGGUCAGUUUAAUAAUAACGAACAUGGAGAGUUACAAAACAAGAGAAGCGUCUGGACGUGAAAACUGAACCAAUACUGCCUGAGUACUGAGGCUACUGAGGGCUAUAUGAAGGGAGCGUAACCAGGGUGGUGAUGGAGUCCAGGUGUGUUUAACGAUGGGGAGCAGGUGUGCUUAAUGGUGGUUGCCAGGUGUGCGUAAUGAUGGUUGCCAGGUGUGCGUAAUGAUGGUUGCCAGGUGUGCGUAAUGAUGGUUGCCAGGUGUGCGUAAUGAUGGUUGCCAGGUGUGCGUAAGGAUGGUUGCCAGGUGUGUGUAAUGAUGGUUGCCAGGUGUGCGUAAUGAUGGUUGCCAGGUGUGCGUAAUGAUGGUUGCCAGGUGUGCGUAAUGAUGGUUGCCAGGUGUGCGUAAUGAUGGUUGCCAGGUGUGCGUAAUGAUGGUUGCCAGGUGUGCGUAAUGAUGGUUGCCAGGUGUGCGUAAUGAUGGUUGCCAGGUGUGCGUAAUGAUGGUUGCCAGGUGUGUGCAAUGUGGGUUGCCAGGACCGGUGGUUAGUAGACCGGCGGCGUCGAGAGCCGGAGGGAGGGAGCAGGAGUAGUGUAGCGUGACACAUUAAAAUCACAAUUGAACCAACGCCCAUCUAUUUUUGUGACUACCUGGACCUACCGUUCGGUUUUGAAGUAUCUGAAAAGUAUUUGAAUAAACAUGAAAAGGUGAAUGUAAGAAGCGCUCAUCAUUUCAAAUAGGCUACAUGUCGUAUUAAACAGCAUAUAAACACUCUAAAUAGGUCAGGAGACAGACAGGGAGUCUAAGAAGGAAAGACAAUUAAUUAUUUAGGCUAUAUUAUUUAUAUUAUUUCAAGGCUAAAGCCUACACAGAAAUACAUUGUGAAACAUUAGCGAGUGCAACACAAUAGGCUGGUAGGAACAUAAAGCACUCAGUAUUUAAACAACAUUUUGUUGUAUUAAAUCAUUAUAGUCUAUAAAUUGCCCAUAUACACUACCGUUGUAGUUUUUUGGUCCAUUAAAAUAACAUCAAAUUGAUCAGAAAUACAGUGUAGACAUUGUUAAUGUUGCAAAUGGCUAUUGUAGCUGGAAACUGCUGAUUUUUAAUGGAAUAUCUACAUAGGCGUACAGAGGCCCAUUAUCAGCAACCAUCAGUCCUGUGUUCCAAUGGCACGUUGUGUUUGCUAAUCCAAGUUUAUCAUUUUAAAAGGCUAAUUUAUCAUUAGAAAAGCCUUUUGCAAUUAUGUUAGCACAGCUGAAAACUGUUGUGCUGAUUUAAAGAAGCAAUAAAAGUAUCUGGAGCAUCAGCAAUUGUGGGUUCGAUUACAGGCUCAAAAUGUCCAGAAACAAAUAACCUUCUUCUGAAACUCGUCAGUCUAUUCCUGUUCUGAGAAAUGAAGGCUAUUCCAUGCGAGAAAUUGCCAAGAAACUGAAGAUCUCGUACAACGCUGUGUACUACUCCCUUCACAGAACAGCGCAAACUGGCUCUAACCAGAAUAGAAAGAGGAGUGGGAGGCACCGGUGCACAACUGAGCAAGAGGACAAAUACAUUAGAGUGUCUAGUUUGAGAAACAGAUGCCUCACAGUUCCUCAACUGGCAGCUUCAUUUAAUAGUACCCGCAAAACACCAGUCUCAACGUCAACAGUGAAGAGGCGACUCCGGGAUGCUGACCUUCUAGGCAGAGUUGCAAAGAAAAAGCCAUAUCUCAGACUGGCCAAUAAAAAUAAAAGAUUAAGAUGGGCAGGCAGUCUGAGAUAUGGCUUUUUCUUUGCAACUCUCAGAUAUGCUCUAGCCUUUGGGAAUCUCUCUCCAGUCAAAUUGGGCACGCUCCUUGCUCCAGCUCCGCUCACAUACUAUGCCGGGAAUACAGAUAUGCAUCUGGUCACAGAUGCCUUAAAAAAGAGGUAGCGGCAUGGGUCAGAAAACCAGUCAUUGACCACCAUUUUGCCUCAUGCAGUGUGACACAUAUCCUUCACAUAGAGUUGGUCAGGCUGUUGAUUGCGGCCUGUGGAAUGUUUUCCCACUCCUCUUCAAUGGCUGUCUGUGCGAAGUUGCUGGAUAUUGGCGGGAACUGGAACACGCUGUCGUAUACGUCAAUCCAGAGCAUCCCAAACAUGCUUAAUGGGUGACAUGUCUGGUGAGUAUGCAGACCAUGGAAGAACUGGGACAUUUUCAGCUUCCAGGAAUUGUGUACAGAUCCUUUUACAUUUUAGUCAUUUAGCAGACGCUCUUAUCCAGAGCGACUUUACAGUUAGUGAGUGCAUACAUUAUUAAUUUCUUCAUACUGGCCCCCCGUGGGAAUCGAACACACAACCCUGGCGUUUCAAGCGCCAAUUAUCUACCAAAUGAGCUACACGGGGCCAUUAUCAUGCUGAAACACGAGGUGAUGGUGGCAGAUGAAUGGCACGACAAUGGGCCUCAGGAUCUCAUCACGGGAUCUCUAUGCAUUCAAAUUGCCAUUGAUAAAAUGCAGUUGUGUUGGUUGUCUGUAGCUUAUGCCUGCCCAUACCAGAACCCCACCGCCACCAGGGGGCGCUCUGUUCACAACGUUGACAUCAGCAAACCCACGUGAUGCCAUGCACGUGGUCUGCGGUUGUGAAGCCGGUUGGACGAACUGCCAAAUUCUCUAAAACAACGUUGGAGGCGGCUUAUGGUAGAGAAAUGAACAUUACAUUCUCUGGCAACAGCUCUGGUGGACAUUCCUGCAGUCAGCAUGCCAAUUGCACGCUCCCUCAAAACUUGAGACAUCUGUGGCAUUGUGUUGUUGUGACAAAACUGCACAUUUUAGAGUGGUCUUUUAUUGGCUUUAAUCAGCUUCUUGAUAUGCCACACCUGUCAGGUGGAUGGAAUAUCUCGGCAAAUGAGAAAUGCUCUUUAACAGACACAUAAACACAAUUGUGCACAACAUUUGAGAGAAAUAAGCUUUUUGUGCUUAUGGAACAUUUCUGGGAUAUUUUAUUUCAGCUCAUGAAACAUCGGACCAACACUUUACAUGUUGCUUCUAUAUUUUUGUUCAGUGUAUAUACAGGGUCAGUUCCAGUACCAUAUUUACAGUGUGCAGGGAUACUGGAGUGAUGGAGGUAGAUAUGAAUAAAGGUGACUAGGCAUCAGGAUAUAUGAUAAACAGAGUAGCAGCAGCGUAUAUGAUGAUUGUAUGUGAAUAGGUGUGUGUGUAUUGUCAGGAAUACAGUGCAUUCGGAAAGUAUUCAGACCCCUUCACUUAUUCCGCAUUUUGUUAAGUUACAGCCUUAUUCUAAAAUGUAUUAAAUAAAAUGUUUCCCUCAUCAAUCUACACACAAUACCCCAUAAUGACAAAGCGAAAACAGGUUUUUAGACAUUUUAGAAAAUGUAUUACAAAUAUAAAACAGAAAUACCUUAUUUACAUAAGUAUUCAGACCCUUUGCUAUGAAACUCGAAAUUGAGCUCAGGUGCAUCCUGUUUCCAUUGAUCACCCUUGAGAGGUUUCUACAACUUGAUUGGAGUCCACCUGUGGUAAAUUCAAUUGAUUGGACAUGAUUUGGAAAGGCACACACCUGUCUAUAUAAGGUCCCACAGUUGACAGUGCAUGUCAGAGCAAAAACCAAGCGAGUUGAGGUCGAAGGAAUUGUCCGUUGAGUUCCGAGACAGGAUUGUGUCGAGGCAUUUCUGCAGCAUUGAAGGUCCCCAAGAACACAGUGGCCUCCAUCAUUCUUAAAUGCAAGAAGUUUGGAUCCACCAAGACUCUUCCUAGAGCUGGCCGCCCGGCCAAACUGAUCAAUCGGGGGAGAAGGGCCUUGGUCAGGGAGGUGACCAAGAACCCGAUGGUCACUCUGACAGAGCUCCAGAGUUCCUCUGUGGAGAUGGGAGAACCUUCCAGAAGGACAACCAUCUCUGCAGCACUCCACCAAUCAGGCUUUUAUGGUAGAGUGGCCAGGCGGAAGCCACUCCUCAGUAAAAGGCACAUGACAGAAAGCUUGGAGUUUGCCAAAAGGCACCUAAAGUGCUCUUAGACCAUGAGAAACAAGAUUCUCUGGUCUGAUGAAACCAAGAUUGAACUCUUUGGCCUGAAUGCCAAGUGUCACAUCUGGCGGAAACCUGGCACCAUCCCUACGGUGAAGCAUGGUGGUGGCAGCAUCAUGCUGUGGGGAUGUUUUUCAGUGGCAGGGACUGGGAGACUAGUCAGGAUCGAGGGAAAGAUGAACGGAGCAGAGUACAGAGAGAUCCUUAAUGAAAACCUGCUCCAGAGCGCUCAGGACUUCAGACUGGGGAGAAAGUUCACCUUCCAACAGGACAAUGACCCUAAGCACAAUGCAGGAGUGGCUUCUGGACAAGUCUCUGAAUGUCCUUGAGUGGCCCAGCCAGAACCUGGACUUGAACCCUGAUCUAACAUCUCUGGAGAGACCUGAAAAUAGCUGUGCAGCGACGCUCCCCAUCCAACCUGACAGAGCUUGAGAAGAUCUGCAGAGAAGAAUGGGAGAAACUCGCCAAAUACAGGUGUGCCAAGCUUGUAGCGUCAUACCCAAGAAGAAUCAAGGCUGUAUUCGCUGCCAAAAGUGCUUCAACAAGGUACUGAGUAAAGGGUGUGAAUACUUAUUUAAUUUGCUUACAUUUCUAAAAACCUGUUUUUGUUUUGUCAUUAUGGGGUAUUGUGUGUAGAUUGAUGAGGGGAAAAAAACUAAUUUCAUCAAUUUUAGAAUAAGGCUGUAACGUAACAGAAAUGUGGAAAAAGUGGAGGGGUCUGAAUACUUUCCCAAUGAACUGUAAUAAAACAAUUGAUCUAAAAAAACAGAUUUUCCCUAACGAAAAAUACCCCCUACAUUUAUUAUAAUCCACAUAAGAAUUCACACGAGACGCGCUGUAACCUGCACUUAGCCUGCAUAGGCUAUUUGAACUGACGCCCAGUGGACCUGCAGUCUAAGUUAUUGUAGCCUACAGUCACCGCUUCCAGCUGCCCCCUGGCGCCGAUUUCUAAAUAUUAUAUAGACAUUCAAAUCCGCCUGCUGCAGGAUUAGUUUCCUCCUGUGACGAAAUGGGUCAUAUUAAGAUCUGACAUCUGCAUGGAGCAUGAUGGGCAGUAUGGGGGAGGUAUUAUCAACGAGGCUAAAUGAGGCUUGUCUCUUCUUUCAGAUGCCUGAAAAGAGAGGGGAGAGUGGGGACCCAGAACCCCACCCUGAGGGGGGGACCACCAGCAGUGACCUGACAGACACUCCUCCCCCCAGCCAGACACUGGUCAGCGGGGAGGGACCGAGGGGCACAGGGGGGCUGGGGGAGGGACAACCCUUCAUCAAGCUCAGUCAGGAAGAGUACGGCGAGCAUCACUCGUCAAUCAUGCACUGCAGGUAGGACAGCGCCUUUUAACGUUACAUUGAACACCUGUUACAGUCAGCAUCUAGUGGAGUGGAACUCCUGAUGAACACGGGUUUGUUAUUGAUCUGCUACAGUAGCUCUUAGGUAAUCAGACAUGCUAAUCACCGUCACAUACUGUAUAAGCAGACACUUUCCAGUGUCUUAUACCCUGGUGUCCUUACUGCUCUGACCUGGUGACGCGUCAACCAUAGUAGCAGAGCUGUACUGGCCUGACCGUGGAACCAUGCUGGAAAUAAAAUAUCCGAGCUGGAAGUGUGUGUUUCCACGGCCAGUAGGAGGCACUGCCCCAGCCAGGGCAGUUAUUGGGGACAUUGCCCUGUGUAGGGGGCGCCGUCUUUCGGAUGGGACGGGUGUAAGCGGGUGUCCUGACUCUCUGUGGUCACUAAAGAUCCCAUGACACUUAUCGUGAGAGUAGGGGUGUUAACCCCCGGUGCCCUGGCUAAAGUUCCCAAUCUGGCCCUCAUACCAUCAUGGCCACCUAAUCAUCCCCAGCUUCCAGUUGGCUCAUUCAUCCCUGUAACUGUUCCCCAGGUCGUUGCUGUAAAUGAGAAUGUGUUGUCAGUCAACUGACCUGGUCAAAUAAAAGACACGACACAGUAUGGUUCAAUAGUGUGAAAGGGGUAUUAAUGAGGUCCAAGUCCGUCAUGUGUAUUCACUGUCCCCCCCUGUUCAAUAGUGUGAAAAGGGUAUUAAUGAGGUCCAGGUCCGUCAUGUAUAUUCACUGUGUCCCCCUGUUCAAUAGUGUGAAAAGGGUAUUAAUGAGGUCCAGGUCCGUCAUGUAUAUUCACUGUGUCCCCCUGUUCAAUAGUGUGAAAGAGGUAUUAAUGAGGUCCAGGUCCGUCAUGUGUAUUCACUGUGUCCCCCUGUUCAAUAGUGUGAAAAGGGUAUGAAUGAGGUCCAGCUCCGUCAUGUAUAUUCACUGUGUCCCCCUGUCUCCGGUCCCAGGGUGGACUGCUCAGGGAGGAGAGUAGCCAGUUUGGACGUGGACGGGGUCAUCAAGGUGUGGUCCUUCAACCCCAUCAUGCAGACCAAGGCCACCAUCAUGUCCAAGUCCCCUCUGCUGUCCCUGGAGUGGGCCACCAAGCCUGACAGACUGGUAUGACCUCUGACCUCAACCAGGCCUGGAAUUAUGUGAUUUUUAGGGGCAAGGCCAUUUGGCCUUCAAGAGGUGCCCAAUCUGCCAGGGCACCAAGUCCAUAACCAAAAUAGCACAUUAAAUUGAUUUGAAAACCAAAAACAGUUAUUCUGUAAAGAGAAACAUAAGUGUAUGUAAACGUACAUAAAUAAUGACGCUACAAGUUGAAGUGCAGGUGAUAGCCAAUGGUAUUGGCUGUAGUCGGUCAUGUCCAGACCAAUGCUGACAGGAGGGAGGCGGCAGAAAAUAUAGCCACACUUUAAUGAGACUUUUUAAUUACAUGUAUUUAUAGGCUAAACGGCAGUCAUGUUUAACAAAAAUAUAAUGUAGGUCGGAUAAUAUUAACGUCUUAAGGCUUGAUUCUGUCAUACUUGAGGUGUGCUGUUAGUUCAUAUAGGUGAGAAAGGCCAGUGCCUGUGAUGCACUGCAACAUUGCCAUCUGAACGGAGGCAGUCAACAUUUUGAAACUUUUUAACCAGAAACGUAAUUGUUUAAAACCUGGAUGUUUUAUUUUUUUAUUAUGAGGAAUAUCGUACCGUCUUCCGAAAACAUAGGAAUAUUAAGGGGAUUCUUUUAUAAACACUUCCUCAUAUGCCAUUGAAACCAGUAUUGCUCUCAUGUUCUCAACUUUCUUUCGUUGUCCGGCAGCCAAAGACACACAAUCUUAACAACCCAUGCGGAGCGCUUUAGAGAACUGUGUUUUCCCGCAUUUUGGAAGAUUUGCGCUUAUAAUGUGAAGAAAUAGCCUAAUAGUUUAUCAACAUUUUAAGCUAAACGUUCUGAUCUGUUGCAUCAGCCUCAUUGCUUUUAAAAUGUUUAUUUUAUUUUAUUUUUUUACGUACAGCGGAUUUAAUUUGGGAUCUAUUGCCCCACACCUGUCCCAGAGUCUUUUUGGAAUAUUUAUUUAUCGCACAGAAAGACAAGGACUGGCGCCGUUGCAUCCCCGAUGUGUCUGUCUUCACUAGUAGCCUACUUCGGAGCCGCAAUGCCUGUGAGAAGGACCCGAUCACGUGACGGGCUAUGGCUAAUAAGAAUUGAGAUAUCUGAGAAAGCCGUGUGAGUGAGAGGUGCUUCGGAGCAGGGCGAUUGGCAGACGGGAUAAAAUAAUGUAUAAUUACUAUGUUCAGCCACUUUGGCCGCAAGGCACAUAUAUUUAUAGGGGGCAUUACGGCCGUACGUGGCCGUCGAUGCCACCGGGGAAUUCGAGCCCUGACCUCAACACAGCUUCUCUAACCCUAAACCUCUGCUGUCUCUGGAGUGGGCCACCAAGCCUGACAGACUGGUAUGACCUCUGACCUCUAACCUCAACACGGCACAUCAGGGCUAUGUUCAUUAGGGUACAUCAUAGCAAAAAACAAACGUUUCUUAUUGGACAAGUCCCAGUUGUCCCCUACCCUGUUUCAGUCUGUUUUCUUCAGUUGUGUGCCCUAAUGAACACUGUCCGGCCAGGUCUAUAUUUCCAUGUGGUAGUAAUGGCAUCCUCGGUCCUCAGCACCCUGUUCUCUGCCUGUUUGCAGAGUGAUGUGGGGAAAGCGGAAACCCCAUCAGUAAUACUGUCUUUGCUCCUGCGUCCUUAUAGCUGUUGCUGGGCAGUGGUGCGGGUACAGUGAGGCUGUACGACACUGACGCUAAGAAGAACCUGUACGAGAUGGCCAUAGAUGACACUCAUCCACGGUAAGCUGAGAUGCCUCUUAUUCAGAGUGAUUUGACAAAGCGUCGUGGUUGGAAUAAUGGAUAUCUAUAGCAAAAGUCUUCAUGUCUCAUUAGAGUGGGUUGGAUUCCCAGACACAGAUUUAAACCCUAGUCCUGGACAAAAACAACAAUUCUAUGGAGAUUCACCAUCUUCAUCUGUAUCUGGUAAACCACCCCCGAAGAGGUUUGAUAAUGGAAGGCACUACUCAGUGAUCUGUCUGGUGUCUCCUGUCCUGUUGCUGAAGAGGUUUGAUAACGGAAGGCACUACUCAGUGAUCUGUCUGGUGUCUCCUGUCCUGUUCCCGAAGAGGUUUGAUAACGGAAGGCACUACUCAGGUGAUCUGUCUGGUGUCUCCUGUCCUGUUGCCGAAGAGGUUUGAUAACGGAAGGCACUACUCAGUGAUCUGUCUGGUGUCUCCUGUCCUGUUGCCGAAGAGGUUUGAUAACGGAAGGCACUACUCAGGUGAUCUGUCUGGUGUCUCCUGUCCUGUUGCCGAAGAGGUUUGAUAACGGAAGGCACUACUCAGUGAUCUGUCUGGUGUCUCCUGUCCUGUUCCCGAAGAGGUUUGAUAAUGGAAGGCACUACUCAGUGAUCUGUCUGGUGUCUCCUGUCCUGUUCCCGAAGAGGUUUGAUAAUGGAAGGCACUACUCAGGUGAUCUGUCUGGUGUCUCCUGUCCUGUUCCCGAAGAGGUUUGAUAAUGGAAGGCACUACUCAGUGAUCUGUCUGGUGUCUCCUGUCCUGUUCCCGAAGAGGUUUGAUAAUGGAAGGCACUACUCAGUGAUCUGUCUGGUGUCUCCUGUCCUGUUCCCGAAGAGGUUUGAUAACGGAAGGCACUACUCAGGUGAUCUGUCUGGUGUCUCCUGUCCUGUGUCCCGGUGUUGUGUAGGAUCCUGUCCCUGGCCUGUAGCCCCAGUGGUACGUCCUUUGUGUGUUCUGCAGCAGCCCACGCUGGACCCGGGCGCUCUGGCAGUGUAACAGAGACGGUACCACGCUGUCCCAAUCCCCUCCCUGUCUCUGGACAGCUGCUGCUGUGGGACACCAAGACUGUCAAACAGCAGGUACUGCUGUAGGAAACACGUCACACAAACACGUGUACUAUGUCACCCAAACACGUGUACUGUGUCACCCUAACACCCAAGUCCUUGUAGAGGAGGGACACAUCUAUUUUUCUCAUUUACCAGUGUUGCUUGCUGUUAUAGUUUAAAGUUGAAUGGGGCAACUUGCUGGUAUUUCUUAGAACAGUAACUUCAUUUUGCUAAAACAUUGAGAAAUGCAUCACAGUUAUAUAUGCGUAAAUAUCUAGAUAUUAUAGAUACAAUUACAGAUAUGUACUAGAUAUAUAUAUAUAAAUAUUUUACAUGUAUACCCUAGCCGUCUGAAGUUAUAGCCCUGUAGCCUCAUUCAUGUCUUUCCAGUCACUGAACCAUGUGACAUCGCCAUUUCCUGUUUCUGUCCUCAGCUUCAGUUCUCUCUGGAGCCAGGUCCUGUAGCCAUCAACUGUACAGCCUUCAACCACAACGGAAACCUACUGGUGACUGGAGCUGCUGACGGAGUCAUUCGACUGUUCGGCAAGUCACUUUAUUCAUUUACUCUCACUCAUUUGUUGACUGUGCUUAACGAAGACCGGCACUAUGAUGAGAGAUGAAAUAGAUGAUAUGGUAACACUUCUCCUAUGAAUAGCCUCUUCAUAAUGCAUUAUAAUGCUUGACGCACUGUAGGCACUAAUAACUAGAUCUCGGAGUUGACAUAGCUGACUGCAAUGAGGUCUCUGAAUGAAGAGGAGGCUGUGAACAUAGAAUAACUAGAAUGAAAAAGGCCACUCAUUGACUUCAAUGGGGAUUGCUGUUCUAAUAAUAAUAUUUAUAUGGCUGUUAACAUGUGCCUCUAUUUUCUCUCUAUCCUCCAGACAUGUAGAGCUAUGGCCGUGCUAUGAGCGGUUAUAAUGUCUGUAUUUUCCAGACAUGCAGCGUUAUGACUGUGCUAUGAGCUGUUAUAACGUCUCUCUAUUCUCCAUAGACAUGCAGCGUUAUGACUGUGCUAUGAGCUGUUAUAAUGUCUCUCUAUUCUCCAUAGACAUGCAGCGUUAUGACUGUGCUAUGAGCUGUUAUAACGUCUCUCUAUUCUCCAUAGACAUGCAGCGUUAUGACUGUGCUAUGAGCUGUUAUAACGUCUCUCUAUUCUCCAUAGACAUGCAGCGUUAUGACUGUGCUAUGAGCUGGAGGGCCCAUGAUGGGGAGGUGUACAGUGUUGAGUUCAGCUAUGAUGAGAAUACAGUGUUCAGUAUCGGAGAGGACGGCAAGGUGAGUUAACUGAACUCAGGUAGUAAGACGGUACUAACAUGGUAGUAACACGGUAGUAACAUGCAGUAAAUAUGCUACUAACACGGUAGUAAGAUGGUACAAACAUGCUACUAACACGGUAGUAGCACAGUAGUAACAUGCUACUAACACGGUAGUAACACAGUAGUAACAUGCUACUAACACGGUAGUAACACAGUAGUAACAUGCUACUAACACGGUAUAACAUGGUAGUAACAUGCUACUAACACGGUAGUAACAUGGUAGUAACAUGCUACUAACACUGUAGUAACAUGGUAGUAACAUGCUACUAACACGGUAGUAAGACGGUACUAACGCGGUAGUAACACAGUAGUAACAUGCUACUAACACGGUAUACACAGUAGUAACAUGCUACUAACGACGUAGUAACAUGCUACUAACACGGUAGUACUAACAUGUAUAACACUGUAGUAAAUGGUAGUAAAUGCUACUAACUUUUAUAACAUGUUAGUAACUGCAAAUACAGGUAGUAAGAGGGUACUAACGCGGGGGUAUACACAGUAGUAACUGCUACUAACACGGUAGUAAGAUGGUAGUAACAGCUACUAAACCCCCUAGUUAAGAUGGUGGGUAACAUGCUCCCAACAUGGAGAAACAUGGUAGUAACACUAUAAUAACUGAUGGGGGGUUGAAACAGUGUUAGUUAAAGCUAUGAUGAGAUACAGGGUUUCAGUUUUUGGAGAGGACGGCAAGGUGAGUUAACUGAACUCAGGUAGUAACACGGUACUAACAUACUACUAACUAAGGUGAGUUACCUCAACUCCAUAUCAGGUGAGUUUAGUCUCUGUUUAUCAAAAAGCAAAUUAUAAUUUGUGACCAUAGUAACAUGUUAGUAACAUGGUAGUGAGACUGUAGUAACAUGUUAGUGAGACUGUAGUAACAUGUUAGUGAUACUGUAGUAACAUGUUAGUAACAUGGUAGUGAGACUGUAGUAACAUGUUAGUGAUACUGUAGUAACAUGUUAGUGAGACUGUAGUAACAUGUUAGUGAUACUGUAGUAACAUGAUAGUAACAUGGUAGUGAGAAUGUAGUAACAUGGUAGUAACAUGUUAGUGAUACUGUAGUAACAUGUUAGUAACAUGGUAGUGAGACUGUAGUAACAUGGUAGUAACAUGGUAGUGAGACUGUAGUAACAUGUUAGUAACAUGGUAGUGAGACUGUAGUAACAUGUUAGUGAGACUGUAGUAACAUGUUAGUAACAUGUUAGUGAUACUGUAGUAACAUGUUAGUAACAUGGUAGUGAGACUGUAGUAACAUGGUAGUAACAUGGUAGUGAGACUGUAGUAACAUGUUAGUAACAUGGUAGUGAGACUGUAGUAACAUGUUAGUGAGACUGUAGUAACAUGUUAGUAACAUGGUAGUGAGACUGUAGUAACAUGUUAGUGAUACUGUAGUAACAUGGUAGUAACAUGGUAGUGAGACUGUAGUAACAUGUUAGUGAGACUGUAGUAAUAUGUUAGUAACAUGGUAGUGAGACUGUAGUAACAUGUUAGUAACAUGGUAGUGAGACUGUAGUAACAUGUUAGUAACAUGGUAGUGAGACUGUAGUAACAUGUUAGUGAGACUGUAGUAACAUGUUAGUAACAUGGUAGUGAGACUGUAGUAACAUGUUUAGUGAUACUGUAGUAACCAUGGUAGUAACAUGGUAGUGAGACUGUAGUAACAUGUUAGUAACAUGGUAGUGAGACUGUAGUAACAUGGUAGUAACAUGGUAGUGAGACUGUAGUAACAUGUUAGUAACAUGGUAGUGAGACUGUAGUAACAUGAUAGUAACAUGGUAGUGAGACUGUAGUAACAUGGUAGUAACAUGGUAGUGAGACUGUAGUAACAUGUUAGUGAGACUAGUAACAUGGUAGUAACAUGGUAGUGAGACUGUAGUAACAUGGUAGUAACAUGGUAGUGAGACUGUAGUAACAUGUUAGUGAGACUGUAGUAACAUGGUAGUAACAUGGUAGUGAGACUGUAUAAUGGUUAGUGAGAUGUAGUAAAUGGUAGUGAGACUGUAGUAACAUGGGAGUGAGACUGUAGUAACAUGGUAGUGAGACUGUAGUAACAUGUUAGUGAGACUGUAGUAACAUGGUAGUAACUGGAGUGAGACUGUAGUAAACUGGUAGUGAGGGCUGUAGUACAUGUUAGUAACAUGGGAGUGAGACUGUAGUAACAUGUUAGUGAGACUGUGAAACAUGUUAGUACAUGUUAGUGAUACUGUGUAACCUGGUAGUAACAUGGUAGUGAGACUGUAGUAACAUGGUUAGUGAGACGUAGUAACAUGGUAGUGAUACUGUAGUAACAUGUUAGUGAGACUGUAGUAAAAUGGUAGUGGGGACGUAGUAAAAAAUGUUAGUGGACUGUAGUAACAUGUUGUGGGACUGUAGUUAACAUGGUAGUAACAUGGUGAGUGGAGACUGUAGUAACAUGGUAGUGAGACUGUAGUAAAAUGGUAGUGAGACUGUAGUAACAUGGUAUUAAACAUGGUAGUGAGACUGUAGUAACAUGGUAGUGAGACUGUAGUAACAUGGUAGUGAGACUGUAGUAACAUGGUAGUGAGACUGUAGUAACAUGGUAGUAACAUGGUAGUGAGACUGUAGUAACAUGGUAGUGAGACUGUAGUAACAUGGUAGUAACAUGUUAGUGAGACUGUAGUAACAUGGUAUUAACAUGGUAGUGAGACGUAGUAAAAAUGGUAGUUUAGACUGUAGUAACAGUUAGUGAGACUGUAGUUACAUGUUAGUGAUAAAUGUAGUAAAAAUGGUAGUAACAUGGUAGUGAGACUGUAGUAAACAUGGUAGUGAGACUGUAGUAACAUGUUAGUAACAUGGUAGUGAGACUGUAGUAAAAUGUUUGUGAGACUUUUAGUACAUGUAGUAAAACAUGUAGUGAUACUGUAGUAACAUGGUAGUAACAUGGUAGUGAGACUGUAGUAACAUGGUAGUGAGACUGUAGUAACAUGUUAGUGAUACUGUAGUAACAUGUUAGUGAGACUGUAGUAACAUGGUAGUGAGACUGUAGUAACAUGUUAGUGAGACUGUAGUAACAUGUUAGUGAGACUGUAGUAACAUGGUAGUAACAUGGUAGUGAGACUGUAGUAACAUGGUAGUGAGACUGUAGUAACAUGUAGUGAGACUGUAGUAACAUGGUAGUGAGACUGUAGUAACAUGGUAGUAACAUGGUAGUGAGACUGUAGUAACAUGGUAGUGAGACUGUAGUAACAUGGUAGUGAGACUGUAGUAACAUGGUAGUGAGAUGUAGUAACAUGGUAGUGAGACUGUAGUAACGUUAGUGAGACUGUAGUAACAUGGUAGUGAGACUGUAGUAACAUGGUAGUAACAUGGUAGUGAGACUGUAGUAACAUGGUAGUGAGACUGUAGUAACAUGGUAGUAACAUGGUAGUGAGACUGUAGUAACAUGGUAGUGAGACUGUAGUAACAUGGUAGUGAGACUGUAGUAACAUGUUAGUGAUACUGUAGUAACAUGGUAGUAACAUGGUAGUGAGACUGUAGUAACAUGGUAGUGAGACUGUAGUAACAUGUUAGUGAUACUGUAGUAACAUGGUAGUAACAUGGUAGUGAGACUGUAGUAACAUGGUAGUGAGACUGUAGUAACAUGGUAGUGAGACUGUAGUAACAUGGUAGUGAGACUGUAGUAACAUGGUAGUGAGACUGUAGUAACAUGGUAGUAACAUGGUAGUGAGACUGUAGUAACAUGGUAGUGAGACUGUAGUAACAUGGUAGUGAGACUAGUAACAUGUUAGUGAUACUGUAGUAACAUGGUAGUAACAUGGUAGUGAGACUGUAGUAACAUGGUAGUGAGACUGUAGUAACAUGGUAGUGUCACACUAGUAACCAAGUUGUAACAUAAUAGUAUCUGAUUGGCUCUAGAUUAGAUAAGUGUCUGCUAAAUGACUAAAAUGUCAACGUUACAGUCACUUACUGACCUGGUAGCCAAAUAGUAACACAGACAGAAAGAGAAAGGGGGAUACCUAGUCAGUUGUACAACUGAAUGCAUUCAACUGAAAUGUGUCUUCUGCAUUUAACCCAACCCCUCUGAAUCAGUAACAUAGUAGUUAUAUGGUAAUUACACGGUAAUAACCAUCUGUAAUUGUGUGUUUUCCAGUUUAUCCAGUGGAACAUCCACCGAUGUGGGGAGAAGCAGUUCGAGCACUCCCUGCCCCAGGAUGCCACGGGGCCCUUUGUGCUGUCUGGGUACAGUGGGUACAAGCAGGUCCAGGUGCCACGCGGACGGCUCUUCGCCUUCGACUCGGAGGGACAACACGUCCUCACCUGCUCCAACAACGGAGGAAUCAUCUACAGGGUAAAGGCUGCUUAAGAGUUUAUUUAUUUUUUAUUAACCAUUUCCUAUUUUUUUGUCUGUGUCCCAAAUGGCACCCUAUUUCCUUUAUGGAGCACUACUUUUGACCAGGGCCCAUAGGGGUAGUAGUGUACUAUAUGUAGGGAAUAGGGUGUCAUUUGGGACGCACACUAAAAUACGAACGGUUCAAUAAAACCUAAGGUAGUAAGGCUGCUUAGAGCAGUGGCUCUCGAACCUCUCCUCAAGGACCCCCCCAGAUGUUUCACGAUUUGUGUUGUAGCCCUGAGCUAUUUCACCUGAUUCAAGGAGUCAAGGGCUUGAUGAUGAGUUGACCAGUUGAAUCAGGUGUGCCAGCUAUGGAGUAGAUCAAACACGUGGAACGGCUGAGGGUCCCCAAGGAAAGGUUUGAGAACCACUGGCUUAAAGUUUUUUUUUGAAACCUUUUCGUAUUUUUUAUGUAGAUACAAAAACAGAGAGGGAGAUGUGGAGGAGAGAAGGUCAGAAGGUGCUUUACAAGGGUGGACCCUGCUCUCAUGUGGUGUAUUCACUAGGAACCAGUCUAGUCCCCCAGUCUAGUCCCGUGUAGCUCAGUUGGUAGAGCAUGGCGUUUGCAACGCCAGGGUUGUGGGUUCGUUUCCCAUGGGGGACCAGUAUGAAAAAAAAAAAAAUAUGAAAAAAAAAAUUUGUAUGCACUCACUAACUGUAAGUCGCUCUGGAUAAGAACGUCUGCUAAAUGACUAAAAUGUAAAAAAAUUAACCAAACGGAAGCAAACGGGGAGGAAACGUUUUCCGUAGCAAAAGACUAAUGAAUACACCCCUUGGCAGUAGCGUAGAGCCAGGAGUGUCCCCACUCGCUUGACCAUGACUCAGUACUACAGUUUUAGUAAUGCCAGCCUGUGUGUGUGGCUCAAUCCCAAUAGCCCUCCCCUCAGUAGGGGAGUGUCCCUCAGUGGGGGAGUGUCCCUCAGUGGGGGAGUGUCCCUCAGUGGGGGAGUGUCCCUCAGUAGGGGAGUGUCCCUCAGUGGGGGAGUGUCCCUCAGUAGGGGAGUGUCCCUCAGUGGGGGAGUGUCCCUCAGUGGGGGAGUGUCCCUCAGUAGGGGAGUGUCCCUCAGUAGGGGAGUGUCCCUCAGUAGGGGAGUGUCCCUCAGUGGGGGAGUGUCCCUCAGUAGGGGAGUGUCCCUCAGUAGGGGAGUGUCCCUCAGUGGGGGAGUGUCCCUCAGUAGGGGAGUGUCCCUCAGUGGGGGAGUGUCCCUCAGUAGGGGAGUGUCCCUCAGUAGGGGAGUGUCCCUCAGUAGGGGAGUGUCCCUCAGUAGGGGAGUGUCCCUCAGUAGGGGAGUGGCACUGGAAAACGGAGCAACUAUUGGUAGGGAGAGAUAAAUAACCCUCGGGAAUGGGACAUCACUACAUCACUCUAGGGAAUGGGACAUCACUACAUCACCCUAGGGUAUGGGACAUCACUACAUCACCCUAGGGCAUGGGACAUCACUACAUCACCCUAGGGAAUGGGACAUCACUACAUCACCCUAGGGAAUGGGACAUCACUACAUCACCCUAGGGUAUGGGACAUCACUACAUCACCCUAGGGUAUGGGACAUCACUACAUCACCCUAGUGAAUGGGACAUCACUACAUCACUCUAGGGAAUGGGACAUCACUACAUCACCCUAGGGAAUGGGACAUCACUACAUCACCCUAGGGUAUGGGACAUCACUACAUCACCGUAGUGAAUGGGACAUCACUACAUCACCCUAGGGAAUGGGACAUCACUACAUCACUCUAGGGUAUGGGACAUCACUACAUCAUCCUAGGGAAUGGGACAUCACUACAUCACCCUAGGGUAUUGGACAUCACUACAUCACCCUAGGGUAUGGGACAUCACUACAUCACCCUAGGGUAUGGGACAUCACUACAUCACCCUAGGGAAUGGGACAUCACUACAUCACUCUAGGGUAUUGGACAUCACUACAUCACCCUAGGGUAUGGGACAUCACUACAUCACCCUAGGGUAUGGGACAUCACUACAUCACCCUAGGGAAUGGGACAUCACUACAUCACCCUAGGGAAUGGGACAUCACUACAUCACCCUAGGGAAUGGGACAUCACUACAUCACCCUAGGGAAUGGGACAUCACUACAUCACCCUAGGGAAUGGGACAUCACUACAUCACCCUAGGGAAUGGGACAUCACUACAUCACCCUAGGGAAUGGGACAUCACUACAUCACCCUAGGGAAUGGGGACAUCACUACAUCACCCUAGGGAAUGGGACAUCACUACAAUCACCCUAGGGAAUGGGACAUCACUACAUCACUCCUAGGGAAUGGGACAUCACUACAUCACCCUAGGGAAUGGGACAUCCCUACAUCACCCUAGGGAUGGGACAUCACUACAUCACCCUAGGGCAUGGGACAUCACUACAUCACCCUAGGGAAUGGGACAUCACUACAUCACCCUAGGGAAUGGGGAAGGGACAUCACUACAUCACCCUAGGGAAUGGGACAUCACGGCAUCACCCUAGGGAAUGGGACAUCACUACAUCACCGUAGGGCAUGGGACAUCACUACAUCACUCUAGGGUAUGGGACAUCACUACAUCACCCUAGGGAAUGGGACAUCACUACAUCACCCUAGGGAAUGGGACAUCACGGCAUCACCCUAGGGAAUGGGACAUCACUACAUCACCCUAGGGAAUGGGACAUCACUACAUCACUCUAGGGUAUGGGACAUCACUACAUCACCCUAGGGAAUGGGACAUCACUACAUCACCCUAGGGAAUGGAACAUCACUACAUCACCCUAGGGAAUGGAACAUCACUACAUCACUCGAGCAUAUCAGAAGCCGCCAAUGGAUAGCCUACCACGCAAUUCAUUGAGGACGAGCCUUGUGUUUUUCACAAUGCCUGUACUUAUAUUUCUCAUGCAACAAAUACACUACUGGUAAAAGGUUUUAGAACACCUACUCAUUCAAGGGUUUUUCUUUAUUUUUACUAUUUUCUACGUUGUAGAAUAAUAGUGAAGACAUCAAAACUAUGAAAUAACACAUAUGGAAUCAUGUAGUAACCAAAAAAGUGUUAAACAUAUCAAAAUAUAUUUUAUAUUUGAGAUUAUUCAAAUUGCCACACUUUGCCUUGAUGACAGCUUUGCACACUCCUGAUGGAUUUGGAUACUGCUUUAAAGCACAUUUCAGCAGCAUUAGUAAAGAUUUGAUCAAUACAUGUUGAUGAUUUUAUUCCUGUGCUGUUUGUAACUACCCUGGUAGGUUGACUGAUAACCUGAACCAGGUUGCAGGCACCAGUUACAGUUUGAAGCAUUUUCAUCAGCUUGAUGAAUGCCAGUCAAUAUUUAAAUUACCCAGAAAAUACACCUCUCUGUUGACAUACUUAUCAACAUUACAAGCAUCCAUUUACAUGAUCUGUCAGCACUUGGUGGCAACUCAGCGACACAAUGGUAGGGAUUAACUGAGCUGGGCUUGGGUCAUUGAUAAGUCAUUGUAUCAACGCAGCCUUAUAAUGUGAAAGGAUCCAGGAACCCAAAUGAUUUGGGUGGAUCCCAUCCUCCUUAUAAAACUAGCUUUGUUUCCAGAAGGUAUCAAAAUUGUCAAUAAAUGUUACACCCACAGAGCUUCAAUAGUCUCAAAGCCAGUUAUGGAGGGCUAAAAGUCUGAUGAAACGUUCAAUGCCACGAUUUAGGGAGGGCACAGGGCCAGAUAUUAUGGGGCGUUUGUUGAUAUCAAGCAGAAACCCAAUCAGUUCUUUAAAAUCCAUCUUCAGCUUUUCUGAGCUGCCCUUCAUAAUGUAAUUGAAUCCCACAUGAACUAUGAUAGACUCAAUUUCCUGAUGCAGGUUUAAAAUGUUUGGGAGCAGCUUAUUGAUGCCCAGUACUCGUGCUCCUGGAUAGCACAACGUUUUUGCUCCAGGGACUGAGACAUUUGUCACCAUUGAACUGCCCAACACAACGGCUGGAGAAGGGGAUGGAGGAAUCUGAAACCCUCACACAAUUUGUGGAACCUUUCACGGGCCCGUGAGAAGUAGGAUAGCAUACGCCCGCUGCUCCCGGCGACAGGUCCAGACCUCCCACAGCAGCCAGUGCCCCUUCAGAUCCAGAGAGAGGGAAAGGAGCCGAACUCGACGACGAAGCCGCUGCUGGAGUCGGCACAGCCGUCGCAGACACAGGCAGUCCCAGCAACGAAGGCGCAGGUAGAUCCCAAGCUAACAGGCGAGCCACAAACAGGUAGAUCCCAAGCUAACAGGUGAGCCACAAACAGGUAGAUCCCAAGCUAACAGGUGAGCCACAAACAGGUAGAUCCCAAGCUAACAGGUGAGCCACAAACAGGUAGAUCCCAAGCUAACAGGUGAGCCACAAACAGGUAGAUCCCAAGCUAACAGGCGAGCCACAAACAGGUAGAUCCCAAGCUAACAGGUGAGCCACAUACAUGCAAAUAACGGCGCAGUACAACAGUGAUGUGCAGAAUGGCAUCUCGGAACGCACAACUCGUCGGUCCUUGUCACGGAUGGGCUAUUGCAGCAGACGACCACACCGGGUUCCACUCCUAUCAGCUAAAAACAAGAAGAAGCGGCUCCAGUGGGCAGGCCAUCACCAAUACUGGACAACUGAGAAGUGGAAAAACAACAGCCUGGUCCGACGAAUCCCGGUUCCUGUUGCGUCAUGCUGAUGGCAGAGUCAGGAUUUGGUGUAAGCAGCAUCAGUCCAUGGACCCAUCCUGACUGGUGUCAACAGUACAGGCUGGUGGCUUAAUGGUGUAGGGAAUGUUUUCCUUGCAUACGUUAGGUCCCUUGAUACCAAUUGAGCAACGUUGCCGUGCCCAAAAUAAUUCAAGCUGUUCUGGAGGCAAAGGGGGGUCCGACUCUGUACUAGAUGGGUGUACCUAAUAAACUGGCCACAUAGUGUAUAUUUCUACUAUGAGUUUGGAAUAAUAUUGUGAAAUUGUAAAAAUUAUGAUAAUGCCCUUUUAGUAUAAGAGCUGUUUGAAAAGACCUCCUGAAAUUUCAGCCUGUUUUGGUGGGAUGGAGUUUUGGCCUGGCUGUUGACAUCACCAUGUGGUAAAUUAGUUCAUAGACCAAUAAGAAAGAGAGUUCCAAACCUCUCUGCCAAUAACAGCUAGUUUUCAGUUUUCCCCCUCCCCACUCAGACCCCUCCUAAACGGUCCUAGCAAAUUUCUUGCUUGAGAAAUUGCUCUUUGAUAAGAAGCAUUUUUUUAACCAUUUUAAUUGACAGUAAGGUAUUUAAUUGUUCCCUAGAAAUGAUCUGAUAUUGAGAUAAAAGCGUCUACAAUUGGACGUUUAAAGAUUGCAGGCGAGCUUACCGUUACUCCUUAACAUCCAAGGACCUUAUAUGUUAUGUUUAGAGGGAGACUGGCUCUGGCAGCCAAAACAGCCAGAUACUCCAUCUAAACGUGAAGCGAUACGGUUCUAGAAACAUAAAGGCCUUUACUUCCAUAUCACAUCAAAAUAAUUUCACAAAUGCAAAAUGUUUUAACCAGGUUUAUUUUUCUGUUACAUUUUUCUAGCGUCCUUCCUUCUGUUACACACAGGAGUUCGGAACAUGCUAGAUCAGUGGUAUACAAUUUUCUAGCCUUGGGUCGCAGAGCUUCAUGGGAAUUUUGAGUACCACUCAGUAGGAAGCCAGCAACUCGAUUCGCUUAGUUUGGAAUCACUAGGCCCAACUAGAGGGCUGAAAAGGCACUACACCUCGCUCAAAGUUGAAUUAGGACAACACUCCCACUUCAAACGGCUCGCAGGAUCGCUCAAAACAGAGGCUAAGGGGGCUAUUGGGAGUGGUGUGUGUGUGUGUGUGUGUGUGUGUGUGUGUGUGUCUGUGUCUGUGUCUGUGUGUCUGUGUGUCUGUGUGUCUGUGUGUCUGUGUGUCUGUGUGUCUGUCUGUGUGUGUGUGUCUGUGUCUGUGUGUGUGUGUCUGUGUCUGGGUGUGUGUCUGUGUCUGUGUCUGUGUGUGUGUGUGUGUGUCUGUGUGUGGCUAGGAGGCUCCGUUUGAACAGCACUAAUACAAAACCUCCUGCAUGAGAGUGAAACCUAUUAUUUGUCGACUACCACAUUAAUUUAAUACCAAUGGAUCUGUACAGUAGCUGCUGCUGCUGCCCCGCUGCCUGUGAACCGUUAUAUAUUAUACAGUCUCUGCUGUGAAGUGAACAGAUCUCUUUAAGACUGGAUGUCAUGCAGGAGAUGUGUAUUAGUGAUGGGGCCAGUGGAGCCUCUCCCAGCUACAAUAAGCAGACUAUCGGUGUGUAGUAGUAAGUACGGCACCAACAUUACAUUUUCAUUUGUCAUUUAGCAGACACUCUUAUCCAGAGCGACUUACAGUUAGUCCAUCUUUAAAGCUGGAAUCCGUAGCGGUGAAACUGCCACGUCUGUUUGCGAGAUUACAACAACAAAGACGAUACUUCAAACAAAAACAAAAAAAUUCCCCUCUCUGACAUCAUUGCACAUCAUUGUAUGCGGGAUACAACAGCAGAGUAUGUACUACACGUUUUGUUUUACGUAGAUGCUCCUCCUCCUUUCAUAAACAAAGCAAUAACAAAUGUCCCUGGGUGUUAUCAGUGGCUUCGCUUAAUGGGCAUUCCAUCUUUAAGGCAUAGCCAUAGGAAGUCAAUUCUUCCCUCGAUAGAAGUAGCUAUUGGCAAAAUCAGUGUUGACAAGAAAAGACAAGUGUGAGAGUUAGUGCGAACAAGGCAAGGGUUGUUUUUUUUGUUUGUUGCCCUGACUGUCUGUGUGUGUCUCCUCUUCUCCUUUCCAGCUGAACAGCUCCAGUGAGAGUGGUCUGGAGAGGGUUCUGCCCCUGGGGGGCCACAAGGCCCCCGUGGUCACAGUGGACUGGUGCUCUGCCAUGGACUGUGGCACCUGCCUCACCGCAUCCAUGGACGGAAAGAUCAAACUCAGCACGCUACUGGCACAGAAGUCCUGA
Messenger RNA from Coregonus sp. 'balchen', 33081 nucleotides. The record is from the annotation of a GenBank genome assembly. Lineage: Eukaryota; Metazoa; Chordata; Actinopteri; Salmoniformes; Salmonidae.